Messenger RNA from Blepharisma stoltei, 822 nucleotides. NCBI's taxonomy places the organism in Eukaryota, Ciliophora, Heterotrichea, Heterotrichida, Blepharismidae. The record is from the annotation of a GenBank genome assembly.
AUGGAAGAGAACGAUAAAGAAUUCAGGCAGUCGUUUUGCUUACCGAUGUUUUUCCACACAUAUAAAGAAGGCAAAUCAAUCUACUCUGUAAACAUCCCGAAAAUCAUGUUUUUAUUUGCAUUAAUCAUGCUUGUUGCUCUUUAUGUAAGCUUACUUUUGGGAUGUUUAAGCAAUUUUUACUGCAAAUCGUUCCUCCCAUCGCCAAGCUAUUUAGGAUGCUUUAGAGGGCAUGAUAGGGUCAUGAUUGCAGCUUAUACUUAUUAUGCCCUAGUCCUACCCCUAAUGUACAUUGGUGCUUAUUGCCAUUAUUUACCAAUUUUAUCAAACACAAAGAGAGCUCUUUUAAAAUACACUGGGAUUGCUUCAUGCCUAUUUUUACCAUUAAUUGCCUACACAAAUGAUAUCAAUGGGACUCACGUGCUUCCUUUUGAGCCAAUUCACAACUUUGCUUGCAUUGUCUUUUUAUUUGCAAAUAUUCUAUGGAGCUGCAUGGUAUUUUUGAAUAUUAAAAAUACUGAAACUGUGCUGAAUUCGAAAGAAAAGAGCUGGUAUUUUUUUCUUAAUGCUAUUUUGUGGAGCUGGGUUGCGAUAGGGGUUUUGGCCUUACUGGAGUGGGAAUUUGCUUAUUCUUUAUAUGCGAAUUCAUUGUUUAAUGAAUACGUAAAGUCACUGUGUGAGUGGGUUUUGGUCACUUUGGCGAUUGUGAUGCCUCCUGUAUUUUGCCAAUUUUUUAGAGGCUUGGUGCUUACUUUUACAAUUGAUUUUGAUUUGAAAGAAACUGGAAAAGAUGAAAGUGUGGAAAUGGCGGAUUUAAAAAAUUAA